Symbiodinium necroappetens is the source of this 618-nucleotide messenger RNA. The record is from the annotation of a GenBank genome assembly. NCBI's taxonomy places the organism in Eukaryota, Dinophyceae, Suessiales, Symbiodiniaceae.
AUGGCUCUCUCUUUGCGAUUCCUGUCUCAGGCCUCCAAGAACAUCGUGGCUCAUGCGCCAUCCCCGAGGGCUGCGUGCACGCCCAUCACGCCGAAGACCCCAAAGACACCGAAAUCACCCCAGUCGCCUUUGAGUCCUCUGAGCACGGCUUGCACUGGGUUGAGCUUCUUCCCAGUAGAAGAGGCCAAGCGAGCUCCCAAGACUGCUCGUCGGUCUGUGCAUUUCGCCGACGAGAGCGGAGCUUGGGUCGGCAAUGCGAGCAGCUUGCUCAGUGCCAAAGGCCUCGGCCUCUUAGGAAAAUUCCAGCCUGAUGCCCGUGCCCAAGCUACGCUGGACCACAGCGUCCAGGAGGAGGAUCCCAUGGCUCUGGCUGCGGCCACACGCGCCGCGGUGUUGGCGCGUAAGGCGCGACAGGAAGAUCGCUGCGUGCCAACUCCGCGUGUUGCGCUGGAGCCGACCUUCCCGGUCCUGCUUGGUAGGCGUCCUUCUGUGGGCUUGCCCAUGAAAUCGCCUUUGAGCUUCCUCAACGAAGAGUCCUGUGCGCAAGCAGCACGCCAAGCUUUCUUGGAGCAGCAGGAGCGCAGGGCCAGCAGAGCCAUGGUGGACUUCGUGGUGUAG